This is a messenger RNA of Emys orbicularis (European pond turtle), 1901 nucleotides long. Its product is annotated as ectonucleoside triphosphate diphosphohydrolase 8-like. NCBI's taxonomy places the organism in Eukaryota, Metazoa, Chordata, Testudines, Emydidae. Bases 47 to 1549 code for a protein of 500 amino acids. Gene Ontology annotation, cellular component: plasma membrane. Gene Ontology annotation, molecular function: hydrolase activity. The transcript has 10 exons. The record is from RefSeq and is a predicted model, not a curated record.
CAGGAGGCAGCUGUCCUGGAUUCCUGCACGGCAGAUUGGUGCAGCAAUGUUAGGGCAGGAUGUCAGGUGCCUUCUUGCGGUGGCUGCAGCUUCAGGAAUAGCUACCCUCAUCCUCAUCCUUGUUCAAGUGAAGGACGUUUAUCUGCCUGCAAGAACCAAGUAUGGGAUGGUGUUUGAUGCCGGCUCCUCGCACACGGCUCUCUACAUCUACAAGUGGCCAGCGGAUAAAGAAAACGGCACCGGCAUUGUCAGCCAGGCUGAGGCCUGCACCGUGCAAGGACCUGGGAUCUCCAGUUACGCUGACAACCCCACUAGGGCCGGAGCCAGCCUGAGGGCCUGUCUGGACAAGGCCAUGACGAUCAUCCCUGCGGAGCAACAGAGAGAAACGCCCACCUACCUCGGCGCUACUGCGGGCAUGCGGCUGCUGAGGGAGCAGAACAGCACAAAAGCCGACCUGGUCUUUGCAGAGGUCUCCAAGACCAUCCGGCAGUACCCUGUAGAUUUCCGUGGUGCUCGGAUCCUCACUGGGAAUGAGGAAGGAUCCUUUGGCUGGAUCACAAUCAACUACCUGCUGGAGACGCUCGUCAAGUUCUCUUUCACAGGGACGUGGAUACACCCUGAGGCAGCUGCAGUUGUGGGAGCACUGGACCUUGGAGGAGCCUCGACCCAGAUAACCUUUCACCCUGGUCGGGCCAUUGAGGACAACAACACCGAAGUCCUCUUCUGGCUGUAUGGGACCAACUACUCGCUUUAUACCCACAGCUACCUUUGCUACGGAGAAAACCAAGCCUUGAAGAAGCUGAUUGCAUCCCUCAGAGAGGAGAACCUCACCUCUCAGCAGAUCUCCCACCCGUGCUACCCUAGGGGAUAUGAGGAGAACAUCACUGCCGCUGCCCUGUAUGACAGUCCCUGCGUCCCGGCACCAGCUGCACACGACCCCAGCCAGAUCCUCACGGUGCGGGGGACAGGAGCCCCAGCGGAGUGCAGGAAUGCCAUCCAGAAACUCUUCAACUUCACAGCCUGUGGGGCCAACAGGACGUGCGGGUUCAACGGGGUCUACCAGCCACCGGAGCAUGGGCAUUUCUUCGCCUUUUCCGGAUUUUAUUCAGUCUUCCACUUUCUGAACCUGACCAGCGGGCAUCCCUUGAGUGACGUCAGUGCCACCAUCGAACACUUCUGUGCUAAGGACUGGAAGGAGGUGCAAAUGGUGGAUCCUGGCAUGAACAAGACCCGCCUGCAGGAUUACUGCGCUGCCAGCACCUACAUUCUCACCCUCCUGCUGCAAGGCUACAAGUUUGACAACCAGACAUGGAGCAACAUCCAUUUCCACUGGCAGGUGGCUGCUGUGGAUGUGGGCUGGAGCCUGGGCUACAUGCUGAACCUCACCAACACGAUCCCCUUGGAGGCUCCCAACCGAGUGAAGGGGCAGUGGCCUGACCUGUGGGCAGCGGCCGUGGUCACCACCUGCCUCAUGCUGGCCAUGAUCCUGUGGACAGGCCUGGCUCUGUGCUAUCAGUGGCCCCUUGCCACCUAUGAGACUAUGCUCUAGCUGGCCAGUGCUCCUGAGGCUGGGGCCCUGCUGCCAUCAGGAGCCACACGUGGCUUUCCCCAGACAUCAUGCAGUCCUGUGUGUUAGACGUUCGUGGCCUUACAACCCAGUGCCCCUACUUGCAGCUGGAGGCAUGGUCUGGGAGAGAAACCCCUCCCCAGGGAGGGUAGGAACAUUGGGUUUGAAGGACAAAUGGCAUCUGUUGGCAAAUUGGUGACACUUUUCAGUCUCAUCUCAGCCCUGUGAGCUGUGCUGGCUUCCUGCUCUCCCCCAGCCCCCUUUCCAGUCAGCAAGUCCUGCUGUGCAAACAAAGUCUAUCCUGAGGAGGUGCUGCUGCCUCCUGCAGAGCCCA